Drosophila ficusphila is the source of this 1506-nucleotide messenger RNA. RefSeq lists its product as uncharacterized. Gene Ontology annotation, molecular function: nucleic acid binding. NCBI's taxonomy places the organism in Eukaryota, Metazoa, Arthropoda, Insecta, Diptera, Drosophilidae. The transcript has 2 exons. The record is from RefSeq and is a predicted model, not a curated record. The coding region runs from base 1 to 1506 and encodes 501 amino acids.
AUGCUACAGGACAAGCCGUAUACCUCAUACUUUUGGUCGGAUUCCCAGAUUGUACUGCAUUGGCUACAGGAGCAUUCUGUUACACUAUCGACAUUCGUAGGAAAUCGAGUAUCCGAAAUACAAGAUUCAACAUCGACUGGAGAAUGGAAAUAUGUACCCACAUCGCUCAACCCAGCUGAUAUUGUGUCCAGAGGAGCUACAACACAUGAACUCCAAGCUUCAAUAUGGUUUUCUGGACCGCCCUUUCUAUCGCAACAUAUGUCAGACUGGCAUCAGCCUCCCAAGCUGAGGAAUCUUGACCAGGAAGUAGUUAAUUCAGAGAAGCGAAAAAGCACAUUCACAGCCGUUGUGAGGUCAAACCAUUUACUUGAAAGGAUGAAAUCAAUCAGCUCGUAUACUGGGUGUCUACGCGUAAUCGCAUGGAUGAUCCGCUUCUAUCGUCUCACAGGCAAAACGAAUAACACCAAAGCGGCUGGAUUGACAUCGGAGGAAUUACAACAUGCAUCCAACUGCAUCAUAUGGAAUCUCCAACAGCAAUCGUUUUCAAUAGAAUUUCCGCUGCUACAAAAAUCUCGACCGCUGAAAGGACAGCUGAAAUUUCUCAACCCUUUCAUUGAAUCUUCCUCAGGUUUCCAGCUCAUCAGAGUCGGCGGCAGGCUCGAAAACGCCAACAUCUCAGAAAGUGAGAAGCACCCGAUUCUUUUGCCUAAGAAAUCGCAUAUCUCCUGGAUAUAUGUUCGACAUCUUCAUCUACGAAACUUUCACGCUGGACCGAAAGCUUUGGUGGCGCUCAGUCGUUUGGAAUUCUGGAUAGUCAAUGUCAGAGACUUAGCCCGGCGAGUCGUUCGAUCCUGCGUAUCUUGUGUUCGCUACAAACCGAAACUACAAGAGCAACUGAUGGGAUCACUGCCUGUGGAGCGCCUUUCGCCACAACAACCCUUUUCGAAGUGCGGCGUCGACUUUUGCGGUCCAAUCAACACUUAUCUUCGCAUCCGUGGAAAGGGUCCUGUGAAGUCUUACUUGGCAAUCUUCGUCUGUAUGGCAUCAAAGGCUGUACACAUACGAAUGAUUGCUCGACGCGCAUUGCCCACGGACAUUUAUUGUGACAAUGCCACAAAUUUUGCAGGCGCUUCUGUAGCGAAUAGAGCCCCACAUUUCGGCGGACUUUGGGAAGCGGCAGUAAAAAGUGCAAAAGGACUGCUGAACAGAACUCUUAUGAAUACGCGGCUCACCUUUGAAGAGCUCACCACCGUGGCAGCUGAAGUCGAGGCCAUACUCAACUCACGCCCGUUAACCCCAUUAUCGCCUGAUCCGAGUGAUUUUGGAGCGAUCACUCCGGGUCACCUCCUGGUUGGAAAGCCGUUGCGUGCCUUGCCGGAACGCCACGUCACCACAGCUAACAUCACCAAUCUUCAGCGCUUUGACGUCGUGACGGCCAUCAAGCAAGAGUUUUGGCGCCGUUGGUCAGCGGAAUACAUCAACGAACUGCGAGCCCGCACUAAAUGA